AUGGCGCAUUCGAAGGAGUGGCAAAAGAUGCUCCGGGGCGAGCUUUACUGGGCUUGGGAUGCGGAUCUACAAGCCAAUCGGACGCGGUGCAAGCAGGCAUGCGAAGAGUUCAAUGCGGCGGGCGCGGCUACCCGGCGUCGCAAAGUAGAGCUGUGGCGAAACAUUGUUGGAGACACACGACCAAUACCCCCCGUCCACCCAGAUCCGAAGCAAGAUGCGGAUCUCUUCGAGACAACGGACCCAUUUGUCGACGGGCCCAUUUCAGUUGACCAUGGCAUCAACUUCACGGUCGGCCCGGGGACUUUCCUCAACUUCAAUCUUCUCGUCCUGGAUACCUGUCUCAUUACGAUUGGGGCGAAUGUCCUGUUUGGGCCCAACGUCUGCUUGUACGGGGCCACGCAUCCAAUGGAUCCGGCGGUGCGGCGGGGGGUGAAAGGUCCAGAGGCUGGAAAGGAGAUUCACAUCGAGGACGACGUCUGGAUCGGCGGCAGCGUGCUGGUUCUUGCGGGUGUGCGUAUUGGCAAGGGCAGUACCGUGGGGGCAGGAUCGGUGGUCACCAAGGAUGUUCCUCCAUUUCACUUUGUGGCCGGUAACCCGGCCCGGAUCAUUCGUCGCAUUGAGACCGAAAUGAAUCCAGAUGAGAGUCAUCAUGCUGCAGAGCUCUCUGUGGAUCGCGUCGAUGAUGAUGCAGCGUAG
Messenger RNA from Penicillium canariense, 696 nucleotides. RefSeq names its product sugar O-acetyltransferase. The record is from RefSeq and is a predicted model, not a curated record. The transcript has 3 exons. NCBI's taxonomy places the organism in Eukaryota, Fungi, Ascomycota, Eurotiomycetes, Eurotiales, Aspergillaceae. Gene Ontology annotation, molecular function: acetyltransferase activity. The coding region runs from base 1 to 696 and encodes 231 amino acids.